GCAUCUAUACCAUAUUAUUUUAUUAUUACUGUACUGUAUUUACUUUUGGUUUCUUUAUGAUUGAAAUUGUGGUAAAAUUUUUGUUAUAUAUAUUUUAAUCCCGUGUUUAAAGCUUUAUUAGUGUGUUCUAAAUAGGUUACCAGCCAUGAUCCUGGGAGACAGGCCACAUGGAGGAUUAUCAUCACCAAAUUUCUGAAAUCCAAAAAGCUGUGAGGGAAAGGGAGAUCCAUCGUCUCCAGCUAGAGAAAAAAGUGUUAAUGAAGACCCAUAGAAGAGAAAAGAGAUAUGAAGAACUGCAGGAUAAAAUCAAGGAACUACACAAGGAACUCAUACGUGAAGAACUGGAAGCAACUCAGCGUUUCCAGAAACUACUCACCCAAGUUGAUGCAGUGAGAAGAGAACACCAACUAUUGGCUGCCCAUACAGAGAGACUCCGACUAAAAAAGGACCUAUUUCAGCGUCAGUAUGAGAUGCAGAUAGCCAACACUUACCCUGGUCUUCAGUACACAGGACAAGAUGAUCGGUAUCAUAACUUUCAAAGUUCAGGAAGAGCAGGUAGAGGGAUCGUGCCUCAGAGAGCCAGUACUCCUGUCUCCACCCUGCCUCUCUUCAGAUCCGUUGCCACUCCACAACCACAUAUAUCACCAGUAGUGUCUACAUCACAUUACUGGUCUGUACAGCCUCCAGUAAACUUUGUACCUCCUGCUCAGACAAGUCCUCAUACUUAUGGACAACAGCCAUUAAAUGUAGCCAGACCUCAUCUCCAAACAUUUGGCCCUCAGGGAUCUCCCAAUCCUAUCACAGAUGCACAGACAUAUCCAGAAACUAAUAUUAAUAUGCCAACUGAUGCAACACAAAGAUCAAAUCAAUUCUCUACUCCAUCUUUUCAAUCUAAUUACAUUAAAAAUCUGAUUGCUGAAGAAAGUUCUGUGUCAGCCAUAAGGGAUUCCUCACAGUCUGGAGAAAUUAGUCAAUCUUUAUCUGAAAUGCAAAAUGCCACAAUUAUGUCACAUGAUUCCAGUCAUUAUAAUCCUAUGCAUCACCAGGAACUUGGCCAAACUUUACAGAGCCAACCAUUGGUAGUGCACUCCUCUAGAGAUUCAAUUUCUGGUGUUCCUGGUAUUACCCCACAACAGGCUGUGUGUUAUCCAAAUUACAUUAUAACACAGAACUUACAAACUCAACAACCACAGCUCCAGCCAUCCCACCAUAAUAAUUCUCUUCUAAAACCCUUAAGUGGCUCACAAGAUGCAGAGACGGAUAAUGCCAUGAGCCUUGCGCACCUAACAGAUAAGGAAACUCCAUUUUUGUCUGUCAAUUCAUCACAUGGUUUAUCUGCAGUUCCAUCACACAAUGUAAUCCAUGGUGUUCCAGAUGCAAUGAAUAAUUCUUAUCAGUCUGGUCUCCAAUCAUCCUUUCACGAGUCUUUCACGCAUAUAACUCCUUCGGUACACAAAUUAUCUGAAGCUACAGACAUUGACUCUGUAGGGAGGGAAACAGGGAAUAACCAUCAAACUGUCACUCAGACCUUUAAUACAGUUAGAGGAUCAGGAAGAGGUAUUAGAGGAGAGGAGUCUGAGGCCACCCAAGACAUAGUUGAACAACAGGACAUUAUCCCAGAGGAAGCAUCAGUUGAACAAAUUCCUUCAGGCACAGACAGUCAACUAUUACAGGAACAGCAAAGCAUAAGCACUGCCCAUAAUGAAUUAUAUACAAGAAACGAAAAUAUGGAGCAAGGGGAAGAAAGUUCAAAUAACUUAUCUGCAAGACAUAAAUUAAAUGACAACAGGACAAAAAUAAUUGAAACAAAUACGAACACCUUUGGAGGUGGAAGCAUAGAAACAAUAUCUCACACAGGAAAUGAAGUUAGCAUUGAAGAUGGUGAACUUGAUGAAAAAUCAGUCCAUGAAUAUCACAAGAAAAGCAGUGAAUCAUUCCCUGUCCAUAAUGAGGUGUUACCCACAGCCUAUGGUGACUCCAGCAUAUUUUUAAUAACCAGUAAUGAUCAUUCUGCAUUACCAAACAAGUCAAAUAGUAAUAAUAACUCCUCCCUGUCACCAGCUGGCAACACUCGCAAUGAUAUCGUGGCAACGUCAACCCAGGAACAGGAUAUGCUCAAGGUUUCAUCAGACACCAUGAAUCCCAGAGUAAUAGAGACUGACGUGGACACACUGGAAUCAUCUGCUGUUCAUAUAAACAAAGAAGCAACUCGUGUGGUCAGAAAAGAUGAAAUUAAGAGGUCACCACAUCACUCUCAAGGUGUACGACCCAGUUCCUCUGUACUAAUCUCCCCAGAGAAGUUAACCCAUCAACCUCCCACUAGAGAUAAAAAUAAUUCUGAAAAACUAUCAUUGACAGGAUCAGAAGUCUCCAUGGCCUCACACUCAAAGGCUGCAUCACAAGACCAGGAGGAGGAUGAGCAAGACUUCUUUGAUCGUGAUAUUCCAGUUACUGCUUCAACAGCAUAUAAGAAUCUGGUGGGGAACACCAGAGUGAGUGCAGGAUCCUCACCGAGAACAGACAGUGAGAGUGAUGAUGUUGAGGGGCACAUGUCUGCUAUCAUAUCACAGCAGCAGACUCAACCAACAAGGCCAACUUUCAAGCCAUUUGCCUCCAGCAUCCCAUCUCUUCGGCCACCAGAGACUGAUACAGACAGUGUGGACAGUGUGGAGGCCGCCAUACAAACAGCACUGAAAAAUAAAAAAGACCAGCCAUCAGGCAACAGUGUCCCUCAUCAGUCAUCCCCACCUGAAGACACAUCAUUAAAACCAACUUCAGUACAAGCUAAGGAAAACAUCAGAACUGGCAUUGGGGGCAAGGCUCGUGCAUCAACAGCUCUCCAGUUAAAUUUGGAAUCUGAUUCAGAAUCAUAUGGCAUCAGUGUAGGGGGGGAAGAGGCUUCUGAUGAAGAUGAUUUUGGAUUUUAUGAUUAAUUUUGACAUUUUUCAUAAGAAUAAUUAUAAACCCGAGUCAGUUUUACAUUUGUAUGGGGUGCAAAUACAUUUAGAAAGCCUCCGCAGGAAAUAAUGAAGCACUGUAUUGUACUGUAAUACAGACACAUCCUGAUUUAUGAAAGGGUUGUCUUCCUGAUAAACCUUUCAUAGAUUGAACAAUAUUUUCCCAUUCCUCUCCGUGCAGACAUGGAAAGCGGCCAUAAACGAUGCUGUUGAUGUAUAGUGGAAGAUUCACCCCUAAGAAAAAAUAUCCUCCCCAAAAUCCUGCAGGUGGUUGGAGCAAAUAAAUCAUUAGCCAAUGACAAGAGAAUAUUAUUAUGGCAUGUUGUGUGAUUAUGUUAACAGUAGUUAACCAUCAUAGUGGCAGUAGGAAUAGUUCCCCAAUUUUAAAUGUUACUUACACAUAUUACUAAACUUUGUGAUUUUUUAAUUUACUGCAAAUGAUGUACAUUACUAUUAAACUGGAACUUCAUAAUAAUGUAUAAGCAAAGUUAUCAACAUUAACUGUUAUGUUGUGUAAUGUAAACUGCAAAUGAAUAUAAUCUACAGACUUGUCA
Messenger RNA from Homarus americanus (American lobster), 3511 nucleotides. RefSeq lists its product as uncharacterized. Bases 168 to 2933 code for a protein of 921 amino acids. The record is from RefSeq and is a predicted model, not a curated record. NCBI's taxonomy places the organism in Eukaryota, Metazoa, Arthropoda, Malacostraca, Decapoda, Nephropidae. The transcript is spliced from 8 exons.